Messenger RNA from Styela clava, 2374 nucleotides. RefSeq lists its product as uncharacterized. Lineage: Eukaryota; Metazoa; Chordata; Ascidiacea; Stolidobranchia; Styelidae. The record is from RefSeq and is a predicted model, not a curated record.
AUCUCAUACGAAGCACAUCUAAAAUAAGAAAUAUCGUUGAAUAGAUUAUAUCUAUCAUUAUGAGCGAAAUAUACGAAACUCCGAAUGCGGUAAAUAUGACUUACCAGAAUGGUGAUCAAGAUUACGCUGAAUACGAUAUCGAGGAACAGAAUUACGUCAACUACGAGACAGAAAAUGUAAACGUCAACUACGAGACAGCGCCACAAAAUGUAAAUGUGGUUCGAGAUAAACCUGUCUCUUCAUCUCAUGACAAUAAUCAAGGUAGUAAAUAUGCUACAAAGAAACUCGUGCUUGGCAUAACUAUUGGAUUUACAAUAACAACGCUGUUGCUAUUGGUAUUAAAUGGAUUCGCUCUUGGAAAAAUUAUUCAGUUUGAAAAUCUUCAGAACACUAAUUCUGACGGUAAUAGAGUUGAACAGCAGACGGUAAAUCCGACCAUGGACAUUACGGUACCAACAAUCAAUUACACAAACGAGACUUCAUCAGAUAAGUGCAGCGACCUUUACAGCGGAUUCAAGUGGGAUAAUACUUGUUACUGGGCAGAAAUUAACAUUCCUUCGGACACAAAUUUGACCACGGCAAGACAAAUCUGCUCUGAAAGAAGAUCGAAAUUGAGCGACAUUUACAGCAAGGCACAUUAUGAUAUGGCAGUGUCUUAUUUGAGAUCAAAGAUUCCGGGAAAUCAAACGUACACACAGGCUUGGACGAACAUGAGACGAGGCUCGGAUGGACAAGCCAAACUAUCGGAUGGAACACAAGUCUCAUACCAAAAUAACGGGACCGAAGCAUCUCAAUGGGCGAUCGCAAAUGUAACCCAGUCUUAUGUAUAUAUCCUGGUAGACCGCAAUAUAACGAAAUCGGAUCAAGGAAUGGGAGCUGGUUGGUCUUCUACCAAUCUUCAGGGAGCUUUGUGUCAAACAUAGCAAACACCUUAAGUUGGUAUAUAACCCACCAUGCAUAUGGUUUACGACUAAUGGAUAGGUAGGGCUUGGAUUUGAGUGAAAACAUCAGAUAUAUCGAAUUAUUCCAAUUAAACCAAUCAGGAAAUUGAAUGUAACUUAGCCUAUGUGACAAACUAUUAUUUUUAUAUUAGGAACGGCAGAGAAUAAUGUAAAUUUGAGUCGUUUGACUCUAUACGUCACGAAAAUGACUAUUUUCUCAUGUUCUUUCAACAUUUGGCAAAUUGCUGAAUGACAUUAAACAGCAAUUAUUAAAAUUACUAUAAUGCUAUAAUGUAUGAAUCAAAAAUUCUGAUUGGAAAGAGAUUCUAAAAAUUCCAAUUACGAUAUUUUCACCAUUACAAUGCACAGUUUUUGAGCUAUUUAUUGCGUUUUUUUUUUCAAUUAUUAACGACCGCGAGAGAGAAUGACGUGUCUAAACGUACAAAUGCUGUAUCCUACUGAAGAUUGAAAAAUAAGUUCAACCAUCUAAAAACGGCUAUUCCUAGACCUACUAAUGAGUUAUCAACCAAUAUAUCAAUAAGAACUUCACUGGAGUCGCCAAAAAUCGCCACUCGGCGAACAAUAUACGGAUAUUUCCCGUGUAGGAGCAAUGUUUCCCAAAACCAUCAAUAUUUGUAGUGUGUGCUACAAGAAGUUCAAGUAGAAAUGAAAACUAGAAACUGAUUUCUGCCUUGAGUCAAUUUAUAUUCAAUACCUUACAAACAACUUGAGGUGAGAAUGAGGUUUGUUCAAUCGUGAAACGAAAAGCGAAAUUUGUUUAGUCGCCAUGAAUUGCUGAACAAUUGGACCAAAGUUCUGUUUUCCAACUAUGUAACAUUUUGGUUCACCUUAUCUUUACUUCUUUUUGCAUUAAAUAUUAUAUUGUAUUAGUCUUUACUCUUCGAUUAUUUUUAAGUAUAAUUUAUCAAUCUCGACCACUAAAAAUUGGUAAACAAAUGUUUUUUUGUCGUACUUUUGUAUGUAUGUCGUGAUCCAUCUAUUUGAAAACACAGUAUCUUUUUUAGGUCUUAUUUCCUUGUAUCAACUCAAUUAAUGCUCUGUGAACGAAUAUAUAUAUAUUGGUAGCAGUGCGCACUUACAAACUACUGGUGCAGUGGGGCCUACCCGUGUAUUUAGGGGAAUUGUCAAUGUCUGCAUCGUGUAUUCAGUCAGCAAGUGGCAAUUUCCUCAUUAUUGUGGCGUAUAACCAACUUUAACCUCGAGAUCUAUAUUCGGAAAGAUUUAGUCGCAUUUAUAGGGUUGCCAACUUUGCGUUAAACCAUUCCGGGACACUUUAACGUCUAGAAUUUGAAAAUUGAUGCAACAAGAGCUUGUGAAACACGAAGCACGUCAAACGCGUCGUGUUAUUUUCACAAACUGUAAAUAAUUUUAUCAUAAUCAAAGAAACUUGUGAAAUGUUGACUCUUUGACGC